AUGGAAAAGGAAAAAUCAGACAUUUCUAGACUUUCUUCAUCUUUCCACUCUUCUUCCCUUGAGCUCCAUAGCAAGAUGUCUGAUCGUGAGAGUUCCCGAAGUGAUAGGAGAAGUGAUAGACCAGAAGGUAGUAGCAAUUCACCUGCCCUGGUCAGGCAUGGUGAAGAACGAACACCUCCAGUAGUAUCAGUGGUUAAUCGAGCUAAAGCUUUAGAGAGAGCUCAGAACGAGAGGUUUAAAGAGCAGAAAGUUCAGAAGUCUAAGAGAGUUGGUACUUCAUUGAGUUCAUCGCCAUCAAAGAAAAGUAGAGAUUUAAAUUCUCUAACUCAGGAUAUGUUUGAAUCAGCUGCAUCUUUUGCUAAAAGAUCAAAUAUAAGUCAAUCAAGAUAUCGAGCACAAGAAAGUUGCGGAAUGACCAAAAAGUUAGAAUCAAUCAAGAAAGGGAAAUCAAGUCAUAGAAGUAAUCGAUAUCAAGUGAGGCUAAGGAACACCAAGUUGGUAAACGACUUCUUCCAAAGUAAUCGUCGCUUCACCACUGGGAAAUGGAACUUGAGAAAAUUACUCGGCCGAAAUUGUCACCUUGAGGUGAAGUUCCAUUUUUCUUUCUUUUGGGUGGGAAUUAUAUCUAACAAAACUACAUCUUCUUCUUUUUAUUUUAUACAGCAUCGUCCCUCAAGUGCCUUCAAUUCCCCAUUCUGGACCACCAAUUCUGGGGCUCCGGUUUGGAACAACAACACAUCACUCACCGUCGGAGCAAGAGGUCCGAUUCUCCUGGAAGACUAUCAUUUGGUGGAAAAGCUUGCUAAUUUUGAUAGGGAACUCAUUCCGGAACGUGUUGUCCAUGCAAGAGGAGCUAGUGCAAAAGGGUUCUUCGAGGUCACUCACGACAUAUCGCACCUCACAUGUGCUGACUUCCUUCUUGCACCUGGGGUCCAGACUCCACUGAUUGUCCGAUUUUCCACUGUUAUCCAUGAACUUGGUAGUCCUGAAACUCUGAGAGACCCUCGAGGUUUUGCUGUGAAAUUCUACACUCGGGAGGGUAACUUUGACAUGGUGGGAAACAAUUUCCCAGUUUUUUUCAUCCGUGAUGGAAUGAAGUUCCCUGACAUGGUCCACGCCCUCAAACCAAACCCCAAGUCCCACAUUCAAGAAAACUGGAGGAUCCAGGACUUCUUCUCCCACCAUCCCGAAAGCCUGCACAUGUUCACCUUCCUAUUCGACGACAUAGGCAUUCCCCAGGACUACAGGCACAUGGAUGGCUCUGGUGUUCAUACCUACACACUCAUCAACAAGGCUGGGAAGUCACACUACGUGAAAUUCCACUGGAAACCAAAUUGUGGUGUCAAAAACCUGCUGGGGGAUGAGGCCGUGAGAGUUGGUGGAGCUAAUCACAGUCAUGUCACACAAGGUCUCUAUGACUCCAUUGCAGCUGGAAGCUAUCCCGAGUGGAAGCUUUUCAUUCAGAUAAUGGAUCCUGCUGAUGAGGAUAGGUCCGAUUUUGAUCCAUUUGAUGUGACCAAGACCUGGCCGGAGGAUAUCUUCCCCUUGCAGCCGGUGGGUCGAAUGGUUUUGAACAAAAACAUUGAUAACUUCUUUGCUGAGAAUGAGCAGUUAGCCUUCUGUCCUUCUAUCUUUGUCCCUGGGAUUUAUUACUCGGAUGAUCAGUUGCUCCAAACUAGAAUCUUCUCCUACUCCGACACUCAGAGGCACCGCCUUGGACCUAUCUGCAGCGCACCACCUUGGACCUAUCUGCAGCUUCCGGCCAAUGCUCCCAAAUGUGUUCAUCACAAUAAUCACCAUGAAGGUUUUAUGAAUUUCAUGCACAGAGAUGAGGAGGUGAACUACUUCCCUUCGAGAUACGAUCCAGUGCGCCAUGCUGAGACGUACCCUAUUCCUACUGCCGUUUGCAGCUGCAAGAGGGAGAAGUGCAUGAUUGAGGAGAACAACUUUAAGCAGCCUAGGGAAAGAUACCGAUCCUUUACACCUGACAGGCAAGAACGUUUUGUUCAACGCUGGAUUGAUGCAUUGUCUGAUCCAAGGGUUAUACACGAGAUUAGCAAUAUUUGGAUCGCAUACUGGUCACUGGCUGACAAAUCUUUGGGUCAGAAACUGGCUUCUCGCCUCAGUGUGAGACAAAGUUAUUGCUGAUUGGAGUUGAUCAGGGAGCAUUUGCAGGAAGUAAACAACUAGUUAAACACUGGAUUAUAUGUGC
This is a messenger RNA of Hibiscus syriacus, 2212 nucleotides long. RefSeq names its product catalase isozyme 2-like. Bases 1 to 2148 code for a protein of 715 amino acids. Gene Ontology annotation, cellular component: cytoplasm. Gene Ontology annotation, molecular function: heme binding; catalase activity. Gene Ontology annotation, biological process: response to hydrogen peroxide; hydrogen peroxide catabolic process. Lineage: Eukaryota; Viridiplantae; Streptophyta; Magnoliopsida; Malvales; Malvaceae. The record is from RefSeq and is a predicted model, not a curated record. The transcript is spliced from 13 exons.